Molecule: messenger RNA, 1812 nt
Organism: Arachis stenosperma
Lineage: Eukaryota; Viridiplantae; Streptophyta; Magnoliopsida; Fabales; Fabaceae
Product: indole-3-acetic acid-amido synthetase GH3.5-like
Exons: 2
Coding region: 59-1552 (497 amino acids)
Cellular component (GO): cytoplasm
Molecular function (GO): indole-3-acetic acid amido synthetase activity
Source: RefSeq, a predicted model, not a curated record
ACAACUUUAUUUUUCUUUUUUGUGUAGCUCUGGGACAUCAGGAGGAGAGAGAAAGCUGAUGCCAACAAUUGAAGAAGAGCUAGGAAGAAGGUGCUUGCUUUAUAGCCUAUUAAUGCCAAUAAUGAGUCAAUUUGUGCCUGACCUAGAAAAGGGCAAAGGCAUGUACCUUAUGUUCAUAAAAUCCGAGUCUUGGACACCUGGGGGGAUAGUGGCUCGGCCAGUCCUCACAAGCUACUACAAGAGCCCUUAUUUUAAGGACAGACCCUAUGACCCAUACACUAACUACACAAGCCCAAAUGAAACCGUCCUUUGCCCUGAUUCCUACCAAAGCAUGUACUCACAACUUCUUUGUGGCCUUUGCCAAAACAAAGAAGUUUUGAGGGUUGGAGCUGUUUUUGCUUCCGCUUUUAUUAGGGCCAUAAGGUUUCUUGAGAAACAUUGGGUCCUACUUUGUAACGACAUAAGGACCGGAUCUCUAAAUCCCAAUAUCAUCUCUGACCAGACAGUCAGAGACGCCGUGAAAAAGAUUCUUGAUAAACCCAAUCCGUAUCUUGCGGAUUUUAUCGAGAGUGAGUGUAGUAAGAGUUCAUGGCAAGGGAUUAUCACGAGAUUGUGGCCCAACACAAAGUAUGUGGAUGUUAUUGUGACAGGAACUAUGUCACAAUAUAUACCAACAUUGGAUUACUAUAGCAAUGGGCUACCACUUGUGUGUACCAUGUAUGCAUCAAGUGAGUGUUACUUUGGUGUGAAUCUAAAUCCUCUUUGCAAACCAAGUGAGGUGUCCUACACCCUCAUCCCUUCAAUGUGCUACUAUGAGUUUUUGCCGGUUAACCGGAGCGACGAGGUCACCGGUUCGCUUCACAUGCCAAAAUCGCUCAAUGAGAAGGAGCAACAGGAGCUGGUGGAGCUUGUGGAUGUUAAGCUUGGCCAAGAAUAUGAGCUUGUGGUCACAACUUUUGCCGGCCUCUAUAGGUAUAGAGUGGGUGAUGUCCUAAGGGUGUCCGGAUUCAAGAACAAGGCGCCACAAUUCAACUUCGUCUGCCGGAAAAAUGUUGUCCUAAGCAUAGAUUCCGACAAGACCGAUGAGACGGAGCUCCAAAAUGCCAUGAAAAAUGCCGUGACACACCUCCUCCCCUUCGAUGCGACCGUGGUCGAAUACACCAGUUAUGCGGACACCACAACCAUCCCGGGCCACUAUGUGCUCUAUUGGGAACUUGCUCUAAACGGUGCGACACCAAUCCCACCGUGCGUGUAUGAGGAUUGCUGUCUUGCCGUAGAGGAGUCCCUCAACAGUGUGUACCGGCAAGGACGUGUGUCCGACAAGUCGAUUGGGCCACUCGAAAUAAGGAUUGUGGAGCAAGGAACCUUUGAUAAGCUCAUGGACUAUGCCAUAAGCUUAGGUGCAUCAAUUAACCAAUAUAAGGCACCUAGGUGUGUUAAGUUUCCACCUGUGCUGGAGCUAUUGAACUCAAGGGUGGUUGAAAGGUUCUUUAGCCCAAAAUGUCCAAAAUGGGUCCCCGGACACAAGCAAUGGAGCAAUGGUCAGAACUGAAUGAAUGAAGACUGAAGUAGCAUGAUUAGAAAAAAUAUGAACACUAUGUUAUGUGGUUGAGUAGGUUUUUUUUAACAAUGUUCCUAUAUGGGCAUCUUAGGUUAAUUAAGGCUUCUUUAGGCCCCCUCUCUCUUUAAGUUAUAGUUGAUGUUUUUAAUUAAUAAGUUGCAUAAUGAAUAGUAGUGAUGUGGAACUUAAAUUAGCCAAUGUAAAAAAGCAACAAAUUCCACCCUACUCUAAAUCGUGUUUCUUUGUAUCCA